AUGUCUCUUUCUACCAAGCUGGCAAUUUCGGAUGUCGAUCUGACCGACAAGCGCGUGCUUAUGCGCGUGGACUUCAACGUGCCGCUGGAUGGUGACAAGAUCACCAACAACCAGCGUAUUGUGGCGGCGCUGCCGACCAUCAAAUACGCGCUGGAGCACAAGGCCAAGGCUGUGGUGCUCAUGUCGCACCUCGGUCGUCCGGACGGCCAGAAGCAGGACAAGUUCUCGCUGAAGCCGGUGGCGACGGAGCUCGGCAAGCUGCUGAACAAGGACGUGCAGUUCCUUCCCGACUGCGUCGGUCCCGAGGUCGAGAAGGCCGUGAAUGCGGCGUCGAAUGGCGCUGUGGUCCUCCUGGAGAAUGUGCGUUUCCACAUUGAGGAAGAGGGCAAGGGUAAGGAUGCCAACGGCGAGAAGAUCAAGGCGGACAAGGACGCUGUGGCCAAGUUCCGUGCGGAGCUGACCAAGCUCGGUGACGUGUACGUGAACGAUGCCUUCGGUACGGCGCACCGUGCGCACUCGUCGGUGGUGGGCAUUGACCUGCCGCAGCGUGCGUCUGGUUUCCUGAUGAAGAAGGAGCUUGACUUCUUCUCGAAGGCCCUCGAGUCGCCGGAGCGUCCGUUCUUGGCGAUUCUCGGUGGUGCAAAGAUCUCGGACAAGAUUCAGCUCAUCGAGAACAUGCUCGACAAGGUGAACAUGCUCAUUGUCGGUGGUGGUAUGGCCUUCACCUUCAAGAAGGAGCUGAACAACAUGAGCAUCGGCAACUCGCUGUACGAUGAGGAGGGCGCGAAGAAGGUGCACGACCUCAUGGAGAAGGCGAAGAAGAACAACGUCGAGGUGUUCUUCCCUGUGGACUAUGUCACUGGUGACAAGUUCGGCAAGGAUGCGCAGGUUGGCCACGCUGACGACGAGAACGGCAUCCCGGACGGCUGGAUGGGUCUGGAUGUGGGCGAGAAGAGCGCGAAGAUCUUCAAGGAGGCCAUCCUCAAGGCCAAGACCAUUCUGUGGAACGGUCCGCCGGGUGUGUUUGAAUUCGACAACUUCGCAGCUGGCUCCAAGGCUGUGCUUGACGCGUGCGUGCAGGCCGACAAGAACGGCAGCACGGUGAUCGUCGGUGGUGGUGACACGGCGACUGUCGUGGCCAAGUACCACGAGGAGUCGAACAUCUCCCACGUGUCGACCGGUGGUGGUGCCUCGCUGGAGCUGCUCGAGGGCAAGGAGCUGCCGGGUGUCGUGGGUCUGAGCAACAAGUAG
Malassezia pachydermatis is the source of this 1251-nucleotide messenger RNA. RefSeq names its product phosphoglycerate kinase. Lineage: Eukaryota; Fungi; Basidiomycota; Malasseziomycetes; Malasseziales; Malasseziaceae. Gene Ontology annotation, biological process: glycolytic process; gluconeogenesis. The coding region runs from base 1 to 1251 and encodes 416 amino acids. The record is from RefSeq and is a predicted model, not a curated record. The transcript has a single exon. Gene Ontology annotation, cellular component: cytosol. Gene Ontology annotation, molecular function: ATP binding; ADP binding; phosphoglycerate kinase activity.